AUGACGUCCUGGUCCCGCCUCGUUCGCUUCCAAGCUGCCGACGGCAGUGAGAAACUGGGCGAUUUACUCGUCAAAGAUGAACAAGACUUGGCUCUCAAGUGGCAACGUGGUGAAUUGCAGGCGGUAGAGUUGCAGGGCAGCAGUCUCUUUGGGCCGCUCGCUCAGGGAGACGCCAUCAAAGUUCAGAAGCUGUUGCCGGUUCUCCGCAGAUCCGACGUGCCGAUCAUCAGGUGCAUUGGUCUCAAUUACAUGAAACACAGUAAGCAUAACCUGUACCGAAUUAUGGCUGUCUCCCUGACUGACAUUACUGCAGUUCAAGAGGGCGGCCGCAACCCACCGCCGUACCCUUCCGUCUUCAUCAAGCCGAGCACUUGCCUGUCCGGUUUUAGUGAAGACAUUCCUAUUCCUGUCAUUGCACAGGAAGGAACCCUCGACUAUGAAGGUGAAUUGGCCAUUGUGAUUGGCAAAGACGGUCGCAACAUCAGCAAAGAAGCUGCCCUCGAGUACGUCGCAGGAUACUGCACCUCAAAUGACGUGUCCAACAGAGCAUGGCAAAGAGAUCCGGCCAAAGCCGGCGGUGUGCCACAGUGGUGCUUCAGCAAAGGCUUUGACAAGUUUGCUCCUCUUGGGCCGAUGAUUGUGAGCCCUCGAGUUGUUGGAAAUGCAUCGGGCCUACACCUGCAAACGUUUGUCAAUGGCGAGGAGCGUCAGAAUAGCCCGACCAAUGACCUUCUCUUUGGAGUCGAGGAGCUUGUCUCGUUUUGCAGCCAAGGCACAACUCUCGAAGCAGGUACUGUGAUUUUGACGGGAACACCGUCCGGAGUCGCCAUGGGCAUGAAGGAGCCAAAAUACCUCAAGGAUGGCGAUGUAGUCGAGGUCAAAAUCAGCCAGCUGGGGAGUGUUAAGAAUACCAUGGUAUUUGAGAAGUAG
Cordyceps militaris CM01 is the source of this 930-nucleotide messenger RNA. RefSeq names its product fumarylacetoacetate hydrolase. The record is from RefSeq and is a predicted model, not a curated record. Lineage: Eukaryota; Fungi; Ascomycota; Sordariomycetes; Hypocreales; Cordycipitaceae. The transcript is spliced from 2 exons. Gene Ontology annotation, molecular function: catalytic activity. Bases 1 to 930 code for a protein of 309 amino acids.